AUGACUGAAGAAUUUAUAUCCGAAUGGGAUAAAAAAAGAUAUAUCCCAAAGCCUGGUGAACCAACUUUGCCGCCUCAAUUGUCUGAACUUGCUGAUAAAUCUGCAGAUGAUGUCAUAAAAGAAUUGAAUAGAUUGCCCUUUUUCAUGACUGAAUUGGAUGAAACCGACGGUGAUGGAGGAGAAAAUACUAAUUUAGAGGCACUUAAAAGUUUAGCAUACGAUGGUGAACCUGACGAAAUUGCUACGAAUUUUAAAAACCAAGGAAAUGAUUGUUACAAAGUUAAACAAUAUAAAACUGCUGUAGAUUACUAUACAAGAGGUUUAGAAAUGGAUUGUGGAGUUGACUCGAUUGACUCUGCAUUAUAUUUAAAUAGAGCUGCUUGUAAUCUUGAAUUGAAGAAUUACAGAAAAUGUAUUGAAGAUUGUAAAAGUGUUUUACUUAUAGAUGAAAAAAAUGUUAAAGCAUGCUACAGAUCAGGUAAAGCCUUCUUUUAUGUUGAAAGAUACGAGGAAGCCAAGCAAAUAUUUCAAUAUGGAUUGACCAUGGACGCCGAUAAUAAAUCUAUUAAAGAUGCCUAUCAGGAAGUUAUUGAUUUGGAAGAAAAAAUUGCGGCCGCAAAGCUCAAGAAACAGAGAGACGAAGAGGAAAAACAAUUGAAAAAAGUUUUAUUAGUAAAUGCUAUGAAAUUAAGACAUAUUGAGAUGAUAAAGAGUGCAAGACCUAUCGAGCUACUUGAGGAUGCUAAAAUACGAUUAGAGGAUCCAAUGGAUCAUGAAUCACAAUUAAUUUUUCCAUCAAUGAUUUUGUAUCCUACUACAGACGAAUUCGAUUAUAUUGCUGAAAUUAGUGAAUUGAGUACUCCGACAGAUAUUUUGCAAAUUGUUUUAGAUAGACCAAAAGAAUGGUUCGAGGAUCCCAAACAUGAAAAUUUCACUCUCAAGAAAUUACAAUGCUACAUGGAAACUGUAUCAGGAGGCUUGGUCAAGGUUGGUAAGAAUGUGGCCGUGAAUAACGCGUUAAUGUCAGAUAAACCAAAGGCACCAUUAUUUGACAAUGCGUUAAGGUUAUAUGUAAUCCCAAAAUCUGAUUCUGAAGAAUGGUUAUCUAAGUGGAAUAAAGAUGUUGCUUUGGCAAAACGUCAAAUUUUGAAAUAA
Molecule: messenger RNA, 1155 nt
Organism: Debaryomyces hansenii CBS767
Lineage: Eukaryota; Fungi; Ascomycota; Pichiomycetes; Serinales; Debaryomycetaceae
Gene: CNS1
Product: HSP70/90 family co-chaperone
Exons: 1
Coding region: 1-1155 (384 amino acids)
Biological process (GO): protein folding
Molecular function (GO): Hsp90 protein binding
Source: RefSeq, a predicted model, not a curated record